AUGGAGUAUGGUCACAAAAAAAAGACAUGUAAGAAGAACAAACAGAUUGUUCUACAUAGCAACCCAAAUGUCAAUGAAAAUGUGUUCCCCACACAAGCAAGUCAAACUGGAACUGAGCUUCCUAAACCAAAGCCAAAAAAGGGCAGACCAAAAGGAUCUCUAAAUAAGAAGGGUAAGGGAUAUAAGGUGAAGGCACCAAGUCAAGCAUCUGUACAGGGCCAUGUUGAAGCUCCAACUGCUGAGGCUAAUAAUGAAGUUCAUAAUGAGGUUCCAUCAGCUGAAGCUCCAACUGCUGAGGUUCCACCAACUGUGGUUCCAUCUGCUCAAGCUCCAACUGCUGAGGUUCCACUAACUGAGGUUCCCACUGCUGAAGCUCCAACUGCUGAAGUUCCUACUGAUUCUGCACCAAAUAGAAGACAAUAUCUAGAUGAAAUAGAUCCAGAUGUUUUGGAUGCAAUUCUCAAUGAUAUCAACAAUGAGGAAGGAAAUGUCCUUGACAUUCCACCACUGAAUGUUGAUCUAAGUCCUAUAAAAGAGCAGGCUGCACAGAAAGCUGGACCAAAAACUUUUUUUGGGUCUGUACCAAAAGUAAAAAAACAUCAUGUGAAGCCAGCUUUUAAAGAUCCUGUGGAAGCUCUAAAAGAGGCAAGAAGGAAUUAUGACAACCAUACUGAUGGAAAGGUGCAGUCUAGCAAAAGUGAUGGACAGGUGCAGUCUAGCAAAAGUGAUGGAAAGAUGAAGUCCAACAAAAGUGAGGGCAAGGUGAAGACUAGAAAGAUUGAGGGGCAAGGUGCUAAGGUGGAGUCUAGCAAAAGUGAGGGCCAGGUGCAGUCUAGAAAGAGUGAAAGACUUAAGAGUGUGAAGACUAAAAACAUCAAGGGACCAGGACAAAAGGUUGAUGAUCCAGUUGAGAUCCAUGAAGAUGAUGAUUCUGAACCACCAGUCAUGAAGGGUCUUAAGUUGCAAAGUUUCUUUUUGUUGCAAACUUCCUUUAGGCCAAUGUACAAUAUUAGUCCAUUUAAUGGAUCUGUUAUGGAUUAA
This is a messenger RNA of Vicia villosa (hairy vetch), 1041 nucleotides long. RefSeq lists its product as uncharacterized. The transcript has 4 exons. NCBI's taxonomy places the organism in Eukaryota, Viridiplantae, Streptophyta, Magnoliopsida, Fabales, Fabaceae. The record is from RefSeq and is a predicted model, not a curated record. The coding region runs from base 1 to 1041 and encodes 346 amino acids.